Trichomycterus rosablanca is the source of this 994-nucleotide messenger RNA. It is a transcript of the gene sfrp1b, whose product is annotated as secreted frizzled-related protein 1b. Gene Ontology annotation, biological process: non-canonical Wnt signaling pathway; canonical Wnt signaling pathway. The transcript is spliced from 4 exons. Lineage: Eukaryota; Metazoa; Chordata; Actinopteri; Siluriformes; Trichomycteridae. Gene Ontology annotation, molecular function: Wnt-protein binding. The record is from RefSeq and is a predicted model, not a curated record. Bases 1 to 861 code for a protein of 286 amino acids.
AUGAAGAUGCUGGUUCUGCUCGGGUUCUUCUGCCUGGUCCCGUGGCUCGGAUCUUCUGAGUACGAGUACGUCUGGAGGGACUCGACCACCCGCUCCUGUAAGGAGAUCCCCGUGGACCUGAGGCUCUGCCACGGCGUGGGAUACGCAGACAUGCUGCUGCCCAACUUGCUGGAUCACGAGAGCAUGGCGGAGGUGAAGCAGCAGGCCGCCAGCUGGGUGCCGCUCGUCCAGAGGAGGUGCCACCACGGCACUCAGAUCUUCCUGUGCGCUCUCUUCGCCCCGGUGUGUAUGGAGAGGCCGGUGCAGCCGUGCCGUGAGCUGUGCGUGAGCGUGCGGGACGCCUGCAGCCCCAUCAUGACGGCGUACGGCUUCUCCUGGCCCGAGAUGUUCAACUGCAGCCGGUUCCCUGAGGAGGAGCAGGAGAUGUGCAUCGACAGGACCACGCCCAGCACACGCAGCGCCUCAGACAAUAAUUCGACGUGUCCUCAGUGUGAUCACGACCUGGUCCUAGAGCACAUGUGUGCCACCGAGUUCGCUUUUAAAACCAAAAUAAAGGAGACGAGUGUGGACGGUUCCGACCUGACGGUGUUCCUGCAGAAGAAGAAGAAGCUGGUGAUGAGGCGCGGAGACCUGAGCAGCGACGAGAUCAAGAACCUGGAGCUGCGCCUGAUCAACGGCGCCAAGUGUCCCUGCCCACAGCUGGACGAGCGGAGGCACCCGUACCUCAUCAUGGGGCGCAGGGUGGGACAGCGCCACCUGCUGACCGGCAUCCGCCGCUGGGACAAGAGCAACCAGUUCAAGAACCUCCUCAAGCAGCUGAAGAGCCAGAAGUGCUCGGCGUACAACCCCGCUUUUAAAUAAACCCUCUGGCACGCGGGGCGCCCGUGCCCUCCCCCCUGCACCGAGCGCCCGGCCUGACCCACCGGCUCUCAGUGAGCAACAACGGCUCAGCAACAUCGCACGAGUUAAGCACGCUUCUCAAAGAAACUAAUAA